UGCUUUCCGUAGUUUUAGUGACACGUGACCCGAGUAUUUAUAUAGAGGUGACUGGAUCAUUUGUUUCUCCGACUGAAGAGAAAGGAAGAACAUGGCGUCGACGAGCCGCGGUGAAGGUCUGACCCUGCCCAGGGUUACGUGUCCCAACCACCCUGAUGCCAUACUGGUGGAGGACUACAGAGCAGGAGACAUGAUCUGUCCUGAAUGUGGCCUUGUUGUUGGUGACCGUGUGAUCGACGUGGGCUCAGAGUGGAGGACGUUUUCUAACGAGAAAGCUCUCAAAGAUCCGUCCAGAGUGGGCGACGCCCAGAACCCUCUGCUGAACGGAGCAGACCUCACUACCAUGAUCAGCAAGGGAACUGGUGCUGCCAGCUUUGACGAGUUUGGGAACUCCAAGUAUCAGAACCGACGGACCAUGAGCAGCUCUGACCGGGCCAUGCUGCACGCCUUUAAAGAGAUUAGCAACAUGGCGGACCGGAUCAACCUUCCGAGGAACAUCGUAGACAGAACAAACAACCUGUUCAAGCAGGUUUACGAGCAGAAGAGUCUGAAGGGCCGAGCCAACGACGCCAUCGCCUCCGCCUGCCUCUACAUCGCCUGCAGACAGGAGGGGGUGCCCAGAACCUUUAAAGAGAUCUGCGCCGUCUCUCGGAUCUCAAAGAAGGAGAUAGGUAGGUGCUUCAAGCUGAUCCUGAAGGCUCUGGAGACCAGUGUGGACCUGAUCACCACCGGUGAUUUCAUGUCCCGAUUCUGCUCCAACCUGGGCCUGCCCAAGCAGGUGCAAAUGGCUGCCACCUUCAUCGCCAGGAAAGCUGUGGAGCUCGACCUGGUACCCGGCAGGAGCCCCAUCUCAGUGGCUGCUGCAGCCAUCUACAUGGCCUCUCAGGCCUCUGCAGAGAAGAAGACUCAGAAAGAAAUUGGUGACAUUGCCGGCGUGGCAGACGUCACAAUCAGACAGUCUUACCGACUCAUCUACCCACGUGCCGCAGAGCUUUUCCCCCCAGACUUCAAAUUCGACACACCUGUGGACAAGCUGCCCCAGCUGUGAGGAGUCGUCUGGCUCAGGCGGCGUUCCUCUGCUGUACUCGAGUUUUUCUAGCUUUUUAUUUCCCUUCUGGACUUGAACAGUUUUCCACUUCCAGCCCGACGGCAGCAGACAUUCCAGUGCUUAAACAGCUUGCAGACUGUACGUACAGUAUCGUGUGUGUGUGUGUGUGCUGUACCGUGUGUGUCCAGAUGAGCGAUGCCACUGAUGCUUGCAGGUUUAGGCUGUUUUCAUACUGUAAACAUGAGGCUUUUGUUUUGUAGGAUUCAGGUUCUAUUUUGUUGGAAUUGUUCCAAGUAAUUUAAAAAUAAACGAUUUUCAUGAA
Molecule: messenger RNA, 1370 nt
Organism: Nothobranchius furzeri (turquoise killifish)
Lineage: Eukaryota; Metazoa; Chordata; Actinopteri; Cyprinodontiformes; Nothobranchiidae
Gene: gtf2b
Product: general transcription factor IIB
Biological process (GO): RNA polymerase II preinitiation complex assembly; transcription initiation at RNA polymerase II promoter; RNA polymerase II core complex assembly
Cellular component (GO): nucleus; transcription preinitiation complex
Molecular function (GO): RNA polymerase II core promoter sequence-specific DNA binding; RNA polymerase II general transcription initiation factor activity; acetyltransferase activity
Source: RefSeq, a predicted model, not a curated record